CAGUCAGUCUUUUAUUUCAUUCCACAGCUUGCCCAUCGAAAAAGUAAAGCAAAAACAACAAUCAUCCAUCGAAGUGAAGUUACAAGUUACAGACAUAAAAGACAGAAAAACGUAUUCUAUAAGCCACGAAUCCUGAGAGGCAUUUCGACACUUCAUAAUAGUGAAUCUGUUUGUUCAGAAUCUUAUCCCCAAUCUGAAGAAAAUCUCAUAAAAGUUGUGUUUCGUUCAACAUCCCGCAGUGGAAAAAUGGAGUGAUCUUUCUCGAUACCCUCUCAAAAGUGGCGAGGUGUAGUAGAUUGCAGCUUGGAGGACAUCCUAUCGUAAAAAGCUUGCUUGCAUAAUACAGUGUCAACACCGCACCAUUGAAAAGUGUUCGUAACCAAGGACGAUGCCGUUGGAUAGUGGCGUAGUGGGAGGCGGUGGAGCAUCCUCCGACAGAGUGAAGCAAAUUCCGUCCUCCGUCGGGUGCGUUUGCGGGGGAACUGUCGGUUCCGCAGUUAGUGUCACUGGUUCCGUAGUUGGUGUUCCGAGCGGUGGAAAACAGCUGUCGGCUAAGAAAUCACUGAAAUUAUCCAGCUUGACGGAUGACAUGAUUGGGCCCCCGUCGGCCACCGGAAGCCACCAUGAGGAAUCGUUUCGGACGCGAUUGCACCAUCUGUUUGCACAGAUUGAGAGGGAGUUCGAUUUGCUACACGCAGAAAACCUGAGCCUGCAGGAGAAGCUAGAGACCGUGGCCGGCACGCCUCGUGACUCUACGGUUGGUGAACGCUUGCCCCUGCAGGAUUCCUACGAAGCGGAUGGUGCAGUCAACAAGAGCUUCAAAUCUAAGCUGGGGAGCGCGGGAAGCAAGGUAAAAGCUAGUCACAAGAUUCGAGCGCAAACCAGUCGAAUUGUGUCCAGCUUUAAAGCACAAUCGGUAGUAAGUUCAUUGGUCAGGGAGUUCGUCGGCCAUAAGGAUGGUGUUUGGCAGGUUAGCACUAAAACAGGUCAGCCGAUCAUCGGCACAGCCUCGGUCGAUCAUAGUGCAUGUAUCUGGGGAAUUGAUACGGGUCGCUGUCUGCUGCAAUAUCAGGGUCACAGCGGAUCGGUAAACUCGAUUAAGUUUCAUCAUACCCGCGAUUUGGUACUUACUGGAAGUGGCGACGCAACGGCACAUAUCUGGCAGGCGGCCGUUAACUGGGAGGUCCCUUCAAGAAAAGGACACUCGUCUGAAGAAGAACUGGAUGACGAGGAAGAACCAUACGAAGAGAAGGAGCGAAUCGACGUUUUACGAACUCCCAUCUGCGAAUUUUCCGGUCCAGGUGGACAUACGUCAGUUGUGGUGGCAGCUGAUUGGCUUCCUGGUGGAGAUCAACUCAUUACCGCCAGCUGGGACCGAACGGCUAUUUUAUGGGAUGUUGAAACUAGAGAACCGCUGCAGCCGCUUUGCGGCCACGAUCAUGAAUUGACGCAUGCAUCAGCUCAUCAGAGUCAACGGCUGGUGGUUACAGCUUCGCGGGAUUCAACUUUUCGCUUGUGGGAUUUCCGAGAUCCGAUACCGGCGGUGUCGGUCUUUCAGGGACAUACAGAGAGUGUAACAUCCACCGUAUUCACCCGUGACGACAAGGUCGUCUCCGGUUCGGACGAUCGCUCGGUCAAGGUUUGGGAGCUACGUAAUAUGCGUUCGGCGCUGACGACUAUCCGAACGGACUCGGCAGUCAACCGGCUGGCCGUAUCGGCGGGCGGAGUCAUUGCCAUACCGCACGACAACCGUCACAUACGGUUGUUCGAUCUGAACGGGCAGCGGAUUGCCCGGUUGCCGCGAACCAGCCGUCAAGGGCACCGGAGGAUGGUAUCGUCGGUGGCCUGGACCGAGGAUAUCAGCUCGUCGGUGUGCAAUCUGUUUUCGUGUGGUUUCGACCGGCGCGUGCUUGGCUGGGCCGUCUGCUUGCCACCGAAGGACAACUGAAGCGUCGCUAGCGCCCGCAGAGAACUGAGAACCUUCGAAUGACACAACUCGGUGAGCUCAGGCCAAAGCAAAACCCACGAUCUUACCUAACCACACCGAAAAUAAUAUCAGGACUAUCAGAUGCCUUCAUAAUUACAUCUUUGGAAGCAGCUAGUAGAGUUUUACACCACAUGCACCAUUAAACGA
This is a messenger RNA of Armigeres subalbatus, 2134 nucleotides long. RefSeq names its product WD repeat-containing protein 37 (gene Wdr37). Lineage: Eukaryota; Metazoa; Arthropoda; Insecta; Diptera; Culicidae. The record is from RefSeq and is a predicted model, not a curated record. Bases 389 to 1948 code for a protein of 519 amino acids. Gene Ontology annotation, molecular function: protein binding. The transcript is spliced from 4 exons.